Trichobilharzia szidati is the source of this 3781-nucleotide messenger RNA. The record is from the annotation of a GenBank genome assembly. NCBI's taxonomy places the organism in Eukaryota, Metazoa, Platyhelminthes, Trematoda, Strigeidida, Schistosomatidae.
CGAAAAUGACCUUUGAGCGUCUCACUCCAUCAAUGACCUUGUACGUGAUGUUUAAUUUCUGCCUUGAUUCUGAUACUAUUGUACACUUGACACAGGAUGGAUUUCAGACGGCGCUGGUUUUGGUGACCGUAGAUUGUAUCUGCGUUUUCGUGGUUCCAUGACAGAUAAUUGCAAGCACGUUCUAAAAGUGAAGACAAGCAUCCAGUUGGGAAUACUCUCGCCUGAACAUUGGCAUUGCAGUCACUGUUAUACAACAGAGAGUGUUUGGGCUUGUCUGUCGUGUAGUAACUUCGCGUGUGGUCGUUAUAUAUCUGAACAUGCCCUUCAGCACUUUAAACAGACAAAUCACCCCUUAUGCAUAGAAGUAAACGAAAAAUUCGUUUAUUGUUACAUCUGUGACGAUUUCGUUCUUAAUGAUAAUGCACCUGGCGAUAUCAAACUUCUCCGGAUGGCUCUAGACGCAGUUACCAACCAGGACUUCAGUGGGCUUUUGAAAAAAAAGAGAGGCAGGCGGAUUCUCAGACACCGUGGUCACGACGUCGAAAAAAACCAUUUACGUUUAAUGAAGGCUGACGACAUACAGACGGCAGUUGUUCGGCACAGAAUAUCUCGACUCUCUUGGGCAUUUCAUUUGUGGUGGUCACGGUAUGCUGAAUCAAAGCUUGUUCCUGUUGCCCCCAAGAAAACGAUCAAAAACAAAUGCAUACCACUGGCAUUGACUCCUUCCUUCACAGGUCUGCGUAAUUUGGGGAAUACGUGUUACAUGAACUCAAUACUACAAGUUUUACGUCACACCGCCCCGUUUGCUAAUUAUGUGAUGAAUCAUACGUUUGGUGAAAUUACUUAUCAGUCAAGAAAGCGUCAUAUUUAUCCCGUAGACGUGCUUACUGAGGACCAAAUAUUUCCUAUCAAACGCCCAGCAACUUAUUCAACGUUUUCAAAAGACCAAGCUCCCACAACAUCUCAGAACUGUGGAAGUUUAUGGAACUCUUCAGUGACCAAAGUUGUGUCAUGUUGCGCUCCAAAUAGUGAAUAUAUUUCUCUUCGUGAUUGCAAGACGAAUUUAGGUGCUCCAAGGAUAAAUAGACUUCUUUCAUCCAGAUCUUCUGGAGGAUUGAACGGUGGUCAGUGCUUGAAAUCCCCCCACGAGCGUGGUCGACAACCACUUCCGACAUCAUUAAUUGACCCACAAACCUCACCAGCUCCAUCUCCUUCACUUUAUGAAGAAGUACGUAAUUUAUUUAAGUUGUUGUGGUCAGGUCAAAAAUCUAUCGUCAGUCCGACUAAUCUCUUAAAUACAGUUUGGUCAACUCUACCUAACUUUAAAGGAUAUAAACAACAAGAUGCGCAAGAGUUUCUAAGUCUAUUACUUGAUCGCCUGCAGACAGAGGUACAGGGUAUUCCCAUGGCUGUACCAAACAACAGUUGUGAUUUUAUCAAUCGUGCUUUUCGUGGAUAUUGUGUUAGCCAUGUGCGAUGCUCUACUUGUCAAGUAAUUGCAUGUACUGAAGAACCUAUAUAUGAACUCAGUCUUUCAUUACCUACUGAAUGUUAUUCUGAUGAAUCUUGUAAAUGUGAUGUAGUCGAUUUACUUCGACAAUUUGUUAGUCCGUCUGCCAUUGAUGGUGCCAGCUAUGCAUGUGUAAAAUGCAAUCAGUGUUAUGCUGAAUUAAUUAAAAAAAGGAUAGAAUCCACAAGAUCAACGUUUAAUGAGUAUAUUUAUGAUCCAAGUGAUCAACCUUAUCCCGUGGAUAAAAUGGUAUCCAUCGUAUUGUCCAGACUGGCUUCUCCUCCCCAUAGUCCUCGAUCUUCUCAUCCUGACUUCAGCACAUCAUGCGAUUUGACCGAAACGUCUUCUAUUUCAGAGAGCAUGUUGUCGAAUGCAUCUAGUUUAACUUGUAUUGAAGAACAAUGCAUUAAUCCAUCAGUUGAAAGAUCAAGUCGUUUUCUUACUCCGCAGUCAUCCGCUGUCAACUCACCGAAAAGACUCGCACUUCCUACCACAAAGAACUCAUUUUUGACUCAUGCAACUCAAACAAUUCGCCUUUCUAAACUCCCACGUGUUUUACGGUUACACAUUAAACGCUUUCGAUGGGUUGGAAGACAAAGGGAAAAAUUAACAUGUCACGUAUCAUUUCCACUUAUUUUAAAUAUGGCUGAAUUUAUGCUAAGUGAUGCUAACAGAGAGGAAUGUGGCCAGUCUCACUUACACGACAAAUUACACCGAACAAUUUCCCAACGCAUACAAGAACAAAUGGGCUCCACUGAAAGUAUACAAGGUCAUAGUUCAUCUUCUUCCAGUUUUACUAAAGAGGAGUACCAGAAAUCCUCACCUCAGUAUUUGUAUCACUUAACUGGUGUUGUUGUACAUCAUGGGCGAGGAUUUCAAUCCGGUCACUACACUGCCUAUUGUUUGAAUGAUGAACCUGAGUGUUGGUUACAUUGCAAUGAUGCCAAUGUGUCGUUAUGUGACUUCUCAGAAGUAGCUGCAGCACAAGCCUACCUUCUUUUCUAUUCAGAACUUAUGCCUCGGACUCCUCUUCCUAAUUGGUAUAAAAAACAUACAGUUUCCGAAAGUUUAUCAAACACUAUUCCCUGUUCUACUUCACAACCAGAUAUACCAAAUAUUCAUUCUGUAUAUUCAUCAUCCUCUGACAAUUAUGAAAAAGCAUCAAAGAUGUGUUCACCAGGUUGUUGAACGUUUGUUUACCUGAUGACAGGUAGUAUGCAUUUAUAAAUUACUUGUCUACCGCUCAGGUAUUUAUUGUAAAUUCGCCCUCUUUCAGUUUUCUAUGUUCAGAAUCCUUUGUAUGCAAACAUCAGCAUACAUGUGUAUUUGUCUAGUCCAGUUUCCAGAAUUGCAUUUGCUUCUUUUUUUCAAUUGUUUUAAUUUCAAUGUAAAUUACUGUUUGCACCUAUCAAAACGACAAUAUGUUUCCUUCUAUUUUUUUCAUGACAUAUACGUAUACUAUUAGUAUUAUUUCAAUUUACCAGUUGUACAAAACGCAUCAAGUUGGCGAAAAUUCUAUUCUCUGAUUUUAUUGUUUAUAAGUUGGCUUUUAAUAUUCAGUCAAACUUCAAUUUGUUCUCUGUGCAAUAUUUACUGAAAAUGGUCGCAUUAUUAAUUAUAAUUUGAACAGUGUUCUAACUCAUGAUAUUUAUUAGUGAUAAUGACCAGUGUGUUUUUUUUAUGAAUCAUAACACACGAUAACCACACAAUUCUCGUUUAUUUCAUUUUCAUAUUACAAUUAUCAUUAUUAUUAUUAUUAUCAGCUUUUGUUGCAUUUGUUACUAUUAUUUUUUUAAAAAUUGAUUGAUGUUGUUAUUUUCCCUACUGUGUUUCCUUCCGUGUUUAGGUCACGUACAUUCCUUUUUCUUUUCUUUUUUUCCUUCCCUGUUUUAACUGCCUACGUCUUUUUUUCUUCUUCAAUGAAAUUGUUUGUUUUCAUUGUUUAUGUAAUGAUGUGUGUGCAUUGACAACCUGUUGUGUUUGACUUUCAUCGAAUCAAUAAUUUCAAUAAAAUUCCCGUGUAUGACCUAAAAACGUUUUUAGUUCUUUUUAUAGGCUAGACGUAUGCAAAAAGAGUCUGAUUAUCGGAUGGAUGGGUGGAUGGAUCAGGCUCUUUCUUUAAACUAACUUUAUAAAAUGGUCUAGUCUGAUAUUGUUCAUCAAUAGGUCAUCAUCAUCAUCAUCAAUGGUGGUGGUAUCCUAUCUAUCCAACUUUAACAUUCCUUCUUAUAUUGGAAUUUAUUGACUAGAUACUUUUGGGUGCAGUUUGGU